CUUCAAACAUUUGAAUCUCCAAACCCAUCUUCGUCUUAGUAUUCAACUCCUGUACAACUAUCUAAUUUACAUCGAUAUCUUGCAAUGUCAGGGCACCAUCAUGAUCACGAUGGCCACUGCCAUGGCGAACACGACCAUACCAACGAUAUCACUCCAGCCAUCCAAUCCCUCCUCUACUCUCAGAUCAACUUUGAUCUAAUUACAACCCUGAAUGAGACAACCCCAAACUCUGGCGCAUCCAUCGUCCAGAAAACCUGGGCCGAGCGACUAAACGACAAGCCCGAACUUGAGAGCGAUGCCGACGAGCAGCUGCUCAUGACCAUCCCCUUCAACGGCCAAGUCAACGUCCACUCCCUUCUCCUAUACACCGCACCUACAAACUCUGCCCCGAAGACAGUGAAGCUAUUCAAGAACCGCGACGAUUUGGAUUUCUCAACUGCAUCAGAGUUGCACCCGACUCAAACCAUCGAGGUCCCCCAGCCUGUACCCGGCGCCGAUGUCUUUGAAUUGCCAUUGAAUCGUGCCCAUUGGAAUGCGACUACCUCUGUCACGCUAUUCUUCGAAGAUAAUUGGAGUGAUGGUGAGGAGGAUGUCACUAAGGUUGGGUAUGUAGGCUUCAAGGGACAGUUCAUGAAGUUAACCCGGGAGCCGGUUAAUUUCCUCUAUGAGGCUGCGGCGAACCCCCAGGAUCAUGUUUCUAUUCCUGGUGUUAGUGGCGUUGGUGGUAGGAUUAUGCCUGGGCAGUAG
Molecule: messenger RNA, 747 nt
Organism: Penicillium crustosum
Lineage: Eukaryota; Fungi; Ascomycota; Eurotiomycetes; Eurotiales; Aspergillaceae
Product: PITH domain-containing protein
Exons: 3
Coding region: 85-747 (220 amino acids)
Cellular component (GO): nucleus
Source: RefSeq, a predicted model, not a curated record